CCUGUGGUCCACGCCUCAUCUUCCCAUUCAGGAUCCUCUAGCUCAGAAGACAACCAUCCGUCAUUGAGACCUGACAGCAUGGCUGCUGAGGAUUUGGCAGUGGGAACAAUCUUCUUAUCACAGACUCUCUUUGGAAUUCUGGGCAAUUUCUCUCUUCUUUACCAUUACCUCUGCCUGUAUUGCUCUGGGUAUAGGCUGAGGACCACAGAUUUGAUUGUCAAGAAUCUGAUUGCAGCCAACAUCUUGGUGCUGUUCUCUAGUGGAUUUCACGAUACAGUGAAAACACUUGAAUGGCACCUCAUGGACAGUGAUUUUGCGUGCAGAUUUUUCCCAUAUGUUCGUGGAGUGGGCAGGGGAGUGUCUAUUGGCACCACCUGCCUCUUGAGUGUCUUCCAGGCCAUCACCAUCAGUCCCCAGACCUCCAGGUGGGCAGAACUUAAAGUGAGAGCUCAGCAGUUGGUUUUCCCUUCAAUCAUCCUGUGCUGGAUGGUGAACAUGCUGGUAAAUGUCGUGUAUCCUCUGUACAUGAGCGGAAUAUUGAGCAACAAGAGCAUCACAGACAGGAAGACUUUUGGACACUGUUCUGCUGUUCGUCAUGACCAAACCAGAGACUCAUCAUAUGCAGCGUUGAUAUCAUUCCCUGAUGUCUUAUGUUUUGUGGUCAUGGCCUUGGCCAUUGGCUGCACGGUUUUCACCCUGUACAGGCACAAGCAGAGGGUCCAAAACAUUCAUAGGAUCAGCGUCUCCUGCACCUCCUCCCCUGAGUCCAGAGCCACCAAAACCAUCCUUCUCCUCGUGAGCACCUUUAUCUACUUUAACUCCCUUUCCGUUAUCAGUAAUAUUAUUUUGGCUGUUUUUAACAGUAUUGAUUUUUCCUUUGUGAAAUCGUCUGCAAUAAUCAUUGCCUGUUUCCCAACUCUCAGCCCCUUUCUUUUCAUGAGCCGUGACUCCAGGAAAUCCAGGCCCUUCUUUGGUGGGAUAAGGCAUCCAAAAUCCCCUAAGCUCAUAAGAAGCAUGUAA
Hippopotamus amphibius kiboko is the source of this 1020-nucleotide messenger RNA. Its product is annotated as vomeronasal type-1 receptor 2-like. The record is from RefSeq and is a predicted model, not a curated record. NCBI's taxonomy places the organism in Eukaryota, Metazoa, Chordata, Mammalia, Artiodactyla, Hippopotamidae. Bases 79 to 1020 code for a protein of 313 amino acids. Gene Ontology annotation, cellular component: membrane. Gene Ontology annotation, molecular function: pheromone receptor activity. Gene Ontology annotation, biological process: G protein-coupled receptor signaling pathway. The transcript has a single exon.